Molecule: messenger RNA, 4869 nt
Organism: Cyphellophora europaea CBS 101466
Lineage: Eukaryota; Fungi; Ascomycota; Eurotiomycetes; Chaetothyriales; Cyphellophoraceae
Exons: 2
Coding region: 1-4869 (1622 amino acids)
Biological process (GO): protein O-linked glycosylation
Molecular function (GO): protein binding; glycosyltransferase activity
Source: RefSeq, a predicted model, not a curated record
AUGCUUGCGCCGCCGCGUCCCCCACUUGGUCCUAUGGAUCCAUCGCGACGCGAUAUUCGAAUACCCGGGCGGAUAUCUACUCGCCAAUAUGCCAUGCCUGCUGCCGAACAAUUCCCUCAAGGUUUUUCGAGGUCAAGAGGUGGUGGAUUGAGUUAUUCCGAACACGAGUUACUGCGGCAGCGAAAGACUCCCCAUGGGACUGUAUAUGAGAAGGACUAUCAUACCGUCGACAAAAAUGUUCAGGUUCCUGCCUCGAAACAUGUACUUUUGUCAUCAUCGCCGAACCUACCUCGACACAGCCCGGCUUAUCACUAUGCAUUACCGCCUCCGCAGCCCCCAAUGGACCACUACCCGAAUCACUUGGGCGCAGACCCGGUUCUUCUCCCGUCUUCGUCUCAAUUUCAGCCCCCGGCGUGGGACUUUCCGGGUGGACUGGACUCGGUGUUGAAUCAGAGCCUACCAACCCAGCGAUAUUACCUGCAACCGGGCUCCCGAAUACCAACAGUUCUGCCGUCGACUCUCCAUUCUUACCUUGGUCCUACCGCCUCGGCCGGACAGGAACACUACGGCCCAUACUGGCCAGAUGGAACCUUUAAUCCUUAUCGACCGGCGUCAAUACGAGAUGACCGAUUCUAUGGGCCCAGGCUACAUCAGCAGUCUGGAUAUUUUUCGCAGGCGCUGCCUCAUCCCACGCCGUCCCUGAGAAAACCUGGCCGCUUUCCGUCAGAUUUCAUUACUCAAUCGCAAAAUUCGAUGCACUACCAGCCACCUGCAUACCAUCUUAAUUAUCAUCAACAUUUCCAAGCGCCGCAUUCGUUUAACUUAGAUCCCUCGCUAGGGUAUGGAGGUCAUCAAAGUAUUCCCAAGCUCCCACAACAAAGUCCUUACGAGGAAGCUGCUGGGUAUUUACACGAAUUUCCCAUCGAUACACCUGGUCUUACACCAACCGCUGAGUCCGAGACAAUAGCUUUCCGGGACAAGACUUUCACCUGGGCAAAUCGGAUAUACACUGAGCUACUGGCCGUGAUUCAGAAGAAUGCUCGAGACUCGCAUCAGUCGGGGCCUGCUAACAGCUUGGCCAAGUCGAAUAAUAAGCUGACAAUUUAUCCCAAGCCACCGAAGCGGUCGGGCUCGCACUUUUCCGAUAGCAUAGCAAGUACAGCAUCCUCAAGCCGGUCACAGUCGACUGCCCAAGCAGACAGCAUUCUUCAUGACACACCGUCCCGACCGCAGACUGCAAUCUACUCCCCACACCGACGCGCUUCGGAUCAUGGGCGAUUCAUGCAACAAGGCCACAAUCAGUCCGCUUCCCCCUUCGGUCCUUUGCCAUUCAAGCAGGACUUCCGCAGAAUAUCGGACUCGACGGUUUUCCAGUCGAGUCCAAACCAAAAGGCCGCUAGCAUUAGACAUGCGGCUGUGUCUGCACUAUCGACGAUGGAGCUUUUAUGUGGUCAAGCUUCUGUCCCUUGGGUCGACGGAAUGCUUCUUGUUGGUUGCUUAGCAUAUGGCUUGGCAAAUUACGAUAAGGCUCUUAAAUGGUACCAACUUAUUCUUGCCCAGGACGGAGAGCAUGUCGAGGCCAUGUCAAAUCUGGCUGCUACACUUUUUGCACUCAAUAGGCGAGACGAAGCCCUGCAGUAUUGGUCAGCCGCCGUCACACUUCGUCCUAGCUAUUUCGAAGCUGUGGAGCAUUUGAUCGGUCUUCUUUGCUCGACGCGACGAGCGAAGGAGGCUGUAGAUCUUAUCGAGUUUGUGGAGAGUUCACUCAAAAUCAAGCCUGAUGAGGGACCCUUCGGAGAGCCAGCAAGCGAUGCAGACAGUGAUGCCAAGAGCCACGCCUCAGGCGCCACCGCCAGCACUCUGCCAUCGGUCGACUCGGCUCAGUACGACUAUGAUUCGGAUCUGACCGAUACAUUGCUGAGAGAGCCGUCUGCGCCAGGCUAUGGCAGCAGUGGCUAUGCGAUUGCAGGGUCAGAGAACGGACGAAUGCUAGCGUUGAUUCACGCUAAAGGGAACAUGCUUUAUGCGCUUGGCAAGAAUAGUGCUGCCGCUGGCGCCUUCGAGGACGCUAUAUUGAUUGCGACUGGGCAGCGUAAAGCUGGCAUCAAAGGACUCAUUCGGAAGAUCCUGCGCGCUUGCCUCCGAGGAGUGGUCGACAGCUAUGAGCUCCAAGCGAAGCUGGAUAGCCGACAUCCAGUUCUACUAGCUCCCACCCAGGCUGAGGCUACAGCACGCAGCAUGUUUCCUGCCUCUGGUCAGCUUCCAGGACUUGAAUUUGUGGUGCAAGGAAUUGCAUUAAAGGCUGCUGUGUCGACGACCAGCAACUCGUUGCUGUCGCUGGCCAAAAUCUACCAGGAUGCGAUGUCCAGCGCGACAGAAGUCGGUUCGCUCCGAACGACCAGCACCCGUGAUAUCCUGGCUCUUUACUACCUCUCACUUUCCUUACAGCGCAGCCCAUCUACCGCCAAUAAUGUGGGUAUUCUGCUCGCUGGUGUGCAGAACAGCGUACAUGCGCCGAAACUGAGUGAGUUGCCUAAUAGCAAUAUUUGCAGCGUUCCAGGCGUGGUUCCUGGUAGUGGCGUGAGCCUCGCACUGUUGUACUACAACUACGGCCUCAAUCUGGACCCGAAGCACGCCCAUUUAUACACCAAUCUUGGCAGCUUGCUCAAAGACAUUGGGCAGCUGGGUGCUGCCAUUAAGAUGUACGAGAAUGCAGUCAGCUGUGAUCCGACUUUCGAUAUAGCCCUCGCCAAUCUUGCCAACGCUGUCAAGGAUCAAGGUCGUGUAUCGGAUGCAAUUUCCUAUUACAAGCGUGCUGUGCAAGCCAACCCGGGGUUUGCAGAGGCUGUGUGUGGCCUAGCAACGGCUCUUAAUUCGGUUUGCAGUUGGCAUGGCCGUGGCGGCAUAUAUGCCGAAAACGGCCAACGCGAUCGCAUUCAUGUCAAUGACAGUGGCUACCUGCAUGAAGCGACCAAGGGCUACGGCUGGAUGAAUCGAGUGGUUGAGAUUGUUGAAAAGCAGCUCAAGGAAGGCGAGACGUGGGGUGUUUCUACACUCAAUCCAACCGUGAUUAACGAUCUCUGUCGCCAACUGACGGCACAUCUUAAUUUCUCCGCAACGUCGAGCGACGGCACCCUCGAUGGUGUGCUGAGAGAAGCUCUAGAAUCAUGGUGUGGCAAAGCCUGGGAAGGCUCCCGAGUUGUUCGACUGGUCGAACGGGCAAUUCGCCGCAUUGGCUGGCAGUGGUAUCAGGACCGCUACAAGCAGGGUAAAGAGUAUCCUCAACAACGCUACGCCCGACCCUUACUCCCGUCGACGCUCUCAUCGCCCUCGGCGCCAACAGUGCUACCAUUUCACACCUUCACAACACCACUGUCCGCCAAAUCUGUCCGCCAGAUCUCUCAGCGCAAUGCCUUACGCAUCUCCGUCUCCACGCUUCGUUCUGCUUGGCUACCCCCGACAGUCUUCCCACCGCCGCCACCUCCACGACCACACCUCGUUGUCGGCUACGUGUCCUCAGACUUCAACAAUCACCCUCUCGCACACCUCAUGCAAUCCAUCUUCGGCUAUCACGACCCCACUCGAGUCCACGCAAUAUGCUACGCCACUACACCGUCCGACCAGAGCAUACACCGACAGCAAAUUGAGCGUGAAGUUCCUGUGUUCCACGACGCCUCCUCUUGGUCUGUCGAGCGUCUUGUCAAGCAGAUCGUUUCGGACCAUGUGCAUAUUUUGAUAAACCUAAACGGUUACACACGUGGCGCUCGCAACGAAGUUUUCGCUGCCCGCCCUGCACCGAUUCAGAUGUCCUUCAUGGGAUUCGCGGGCACUCUCGGAGCUGAAUGGUGCGACUUCGUUCUGGCAGACGAGAUCUCCGUGCCACAUUCCACGCUUUCGCCAUGGCGCCGCAACGUCGAGAUCGUAGAUCGACUCCGUCCGGACGCCCUUUGUGAAGACGGUGACGACUGGGUGUACGCAGAGAAUGUGAUUUUUGCAAAGGACACGUUUUUCUGCGUCGACCACAAGCAGUCUGCACCAGACGCGGACCAAGGACCUCCACGGGCAGACCGCACGCAGGAGGAGAAAGACGCGGCGUGGCGUGAAGAGCAGCGAAAACGGUGGAAGCUGCGCAAGGAGCUCUUCCCCACACUGAGCGACAGCGCCGUGAUUCUGGGCAACUUCAAUCAGCUGUACAAGAUCGACCCCAGCACAUUCCGCAUGUAUCUGCGCAUCCUAGCGGCGGUGCCGAACGCCGUGUUGUGGCUCCUGCGCUUCCCCGACUUGGGCGAGCAGAACUUGUUGGGUUAUGCGCAGGAGUGGGCUGGGCAUGACAUCUGGAGUCGCGUGGUGUUUACCGACGUGGCAGCCAAGGGCAUGCAUAUUACACGAGCAUCGGUUGUGGAUGUCUUUCUGGACACUCCGGAAUGCAACGCGCACACGACCGCGGCGGACGUGGUGUGGAGUGGCACGCCGAUUGUGACGUGGGGCCGCUGGGGAUACAAGAUGUGCAGCAGAAUGGCUGGUAGCAUCGUCUGUAGUGCGCUGCCUGACACCGAGGACGGGAGGAGGGCACGCGAGGAGCUCGUGUUGGAAGGCGUCAAGGGCGAGGCCGAGUAUGUCCAACGGGCGGUGAAGUUGGCCUCGGGCCUGCGAUAUGAUCAUGCAGGCAAGGGAACCACAGAAGAGGGAGAAGUUAAUGAAGAGGGGAUGGGUAAGGGCAGACUCAUGGAGAUCCGGCGCAUGCUCUGGGAAGGACGGUGGGAGAGUCGUCUGUUCGACACUCGUCGAUGGGUCAAAGAUCUGGAGCGGGCGUACUGGCUUGCUUGGCGCAAGUGGGAGCGCGGCGAGGGUGGUGAUAUUUGGUUGUGA